Messenger RNA from Choloepus didactylus (southern two-toed sloth), 2653 nucleotides. RefSeq names its product CGRP receptor component (gene CRCP). Gene Ontology annotation, molecular function: nucleotide binding. The coding region runs from base 427 to 654 and encodes 75 amino acids. Gene Ontology annotation, cellular component: RNA polymerase III complex. Gene Ontology annotation, biological process: transcription initiation at RNA polymerase III promoter. The transcript has 7 exons. NCBI's taxonomy places the organism in Eukaryota, Metazoa, Chordata, Mammalia, Pilosa, Megalonychidae. The record is from RefSeq and is a predicted model, not a curated record.
GCGAGGCCACGCCCCGGCGCCAUUUUGUUGGAGCGGAGCGCCAGGAUAGGGUUCCUGGCGGCUAGGGCUGCCCGGCGAGGCCGGAGCUCGAGCGAGGAGGGCCAGGGAGAGUCUGAGUUUGGCAAUGAAGACAGGAUCCAAAGGUUGCUGCUGUUGGGCAGAUCAACUAGGUGAAGAUACCAACACGAGUCCUUUGUGCUGGCUACUCAAGUUCAGCAGAAGGAUGCUAAUUCUGCGCUGCUUAGUAAUUAUGAGGUGUUCCAGUUACUAACUGAUCUUAAAGAGCAGCGUAAAGAAAGUGGAAAGAAUAAGCACAGUUCUGGGCAACAGAACUUGAAUACUAUCACCUAUGAAACAUUAAAAUACAUAUCAAAAACACCAUGCAAGCACCAGAGUCCUGAGAUUGUCAGAGAAUUUCUCACAGCAAUGAAAAGCCACAAGUUGACCAAAGCUGAAAAGCUUCAGCUGCUGAAUCACAGGCCUAUGACUGCUGUUGAGAUCCAGCUGAUGGUAGAAGAGAGUGAGGAGCGGCUCACGGAGGAGCAGAUCGAGGCUCUCCUCCACACAGUCACAAGCAUUCUGCCUGCGGGGCCAGAGGCUGAACAGAAGAAAACUACCGACGACGUGGCAAUGGAUGAAGAGGACCCAGCAUAGAAGCACAGCUGACCAGGUGUCUCACAGAGCUGAAAGGCACAGCAGCCAUUUCCAGGACCUUCAGAGAAUUGUUUAUUUGGAUUUACCCUCUAUUCCAACAGGCCUGAUUUCAUGGUUAGUUGGGUAAAUCACAAAAAUAAGCUUUUCUCAGAAAUAAGCUUAAAAGGAAGACUUGUGUCUCCAGGAGGAGAAAUGAUAAAGACAGGCUAAGCCAGGGCAGAGAGCUAAAGAGGGGAGGGCAAAGUCAAGGAUGAUAAUGACUAGAGCUUUCUGUGGUAAAAAUAUUUUCCCUGUGGCCUUUGCCUGAGCUGUGGGGAGGUCUGUGUCCGCAGCUGGUAAAAUGCUCCUAUUUCCUUUCCUGUUGUCUUAAUUAGUUUCAUCUGCUUUCUGUAGCAGCUUCCUAAGCAGGGGCUUAGAGCGUUGUUGGGAGCAGAGCUGGAUUGUGAGAAUCUGAUUAGAUGGCUAAGAUCUCCCAGAGCAGCAAAUAGCUGCUCUGGGUUAAAAUGAGCCGUUGUACUUGGCUCAACUCAGAGGAAUUUCAUCCUAGAGAGCAGUGCAGAUAAGAAUAGAACGAGCCUGGCCAGCCCUUCACGUCUGAAGGCUCCUUUCCUCUGCUGGCACAGUCCUUGUUUACUGGCCCACUACUUAGUCUUAGGUGUUAGGGCCCCAACUCAUUAUGGUUGAAAAGAAACACUUCAGAUUGAAAGACAGUGUCAACAUAUUUACUUGGUGCAAUGAUGGAUGCCUUCUGACAACCCUUAAUUUGUUGUCCUGAAGUAGGAGCUCUGAGCAGGGACCUGUUGCCGCCAGGUGAAAUUCAUUUUUACACAGAGCAGAUCGUUUGGACAUUAAACAGAGGGUGAAAUUAUGUAACCCUUUUCAUGGGCAGAAUAUGUUAGAACUGAGUUUGAGUAAUAAUUUGAAUUUGCUGGCUAUUGCAAGGUUGCUUCAGUCUUUAAAUUUAAAAUUUUAUGAUAAUUAACAGGUUAAUAUUCAGACUUUGGAAAGUUUGGUAGCUCGAGGCAUUUGGUUGCCUUAGGUCCUGGAAAUACUUUUAAAAAAUCUGAUUUCCCAUGUUCAUUCUUUUCCUUUUUGGGGGAAGAAAAUGGACAUAGACAUCAGUUUUCCAAAUUAGUAGUCAUUUUGUUGUAAGGUUAUACAUUUUCAGUGCUAACCUCAUCAUCUAAGAAUGGACCGAAAUUUGCUCACAGGAAACAUGGAAAUUAAUGGGGGGGGGGGUGUUACUUUUAACUCUCAAAGAUUGAAAUUUGACUUAGUGGUUUAUCUGUCAAGGCAUACAUGUGCCUUUGUCAGUGUUGUCUCAUUUUAACCUAAGGUGUGUUAGGUGCUUUCUCUGAAUGUAUUUAGGACGUAAUCUAGUUAAUAAUAGUUUCCAGCUUGAGAAGUUAAGUCUUUGAAGAGUUUAUUUUGCCAUGAAUAGAGAGAAAUAAAGUGAAAUUUAAUUACAGGCUGAAAUGUAUGAUCUUUUAAAAAGGUUGAAUCUGUUUAGAUCUAAAUUCUGUAUUGGAUUUCAAGAAAAUUUUAAGUUUCUGUAUUUGAGACCUGAAUUUAGCCUCAGUUUCUGGUUGAGUUAGGCAGGCUCUAGGAGACUUAACCAUUGUAAGAAAGGUAUAUUCUGUGUAAUAGUGUGUCCUGUUAAUAAUAAGCAUUUCAUAAAUAAACACUCAGAAUUUACCAAAGAAACCUAACCAGGAUCAUAUCACAUCAGGAGAUCAUACCACAAGUCUGGGAAGCCUUUUGCUUUUGAUUUUAUAUACUCCUAUACUGCUUCAAUUUUUGACCAUGUGAAUGUUUCAUUCUUUAAAAAAAAACAGUUGUGUACUUUUGCAUAUUGUCCUUGGCCUCUAAGUGAUUGCUGAAUUUUUUUUUUAAAUCUUCAUUUUAUUGAGAUACAUUCACAUACCAUGCAGUCAUACAAAACAAAUCGUACAUUCAAUUGUUCACAGUACCAUUACAUAGUUGUACAUUCAUCACCUAA